Messenger RNA from Sceloporus undulatus (fence lizard), 1238 nucleotides. RefSeq names its product syntaxin 1B (gene STX1B). The transcript has 10 exons. Gene Ontology annotation, cellular component: SNARE complex; plasma membrane; endomembrane system. Gene Ontology annotation, molecular function: SNARE binding; SNAP receptor activity. Lineage: Eukaryota; Metazoa; Chordata; Lepidosauria; Squamata; Phrynosomatidae. The record is from RefSeq and is a predicted model, not a curated record. Bases 288 to 1154 code for a protein of 288 amino acids. Gene Ontology annotation, biological process: vesicle fusion; intracellular protein transport; exocytic insertion of neurotransmitter receptor to postsynaptic membrane.
CCUGCAUCCUCCCACCCUGCUCUGCUGCAUCAGCACCAGCCUCUCUCCAUCCUUAGAGCAUCUUCCUCCUCCCAGCUUGGCUGAGCAGAGAAGCUCUGUUGUAUCCAUUUACUGCAAUUGCCAGUAACCUCCCCCCUCUCUCCCCCACCCCCCAGCCUUCACCUACUUCUCCAUCGCCACCUCAAAGAAGAGGGGCCCUUGCCAGCUGCCCUGUCUCUCUGCUGUGCCACAGAGGGAGGGUGGGGAAGAAAACCCACUGAGGACCAGCAGUCUCGCAAGGAAGCGCAAUGAAGGAUCGUACCCAGGAGCUGAGAAGUGCCAAAGACAGUGACGAUGAGGAAGAAGUGGUGCAUGUGGACCGAGAUCAUUUUAUGGAUGAAUUCUUUGAACAGGUGGAGGAGAUCCGUGGCUGCAUUGAGAAGCUCUCAGAAGAUGUGGAGCUGGUGAAGAAGCAGCACAGUGCCAUCUUAGCUGCCCCCAACCCAGAUGAAAAGACCAAGCAGGAACUGGAGGACCUCACAGCUGAUAUCAAGAAGACUGCCAACAAGGUGCGCUCCAAGUUGAAAGCAAUUGAGCAAGGAAUUGAGCAAGAAGAGGUUCAGAACCGAUCUUCAGCUGAUCUGCGGAUCCGGAAAACGCAGCACUCAACCCUCUCCCGCAAGUUUGUGGAGGUGAUGACAGAAUACAACACAACCCAGUCCAAAUAUCGAGACCGAUGCAAGGACCGUAUCCAGAGACAGCUGGAGAUAACUGGCAGGACAACAACCAAUGAGGAAUUAGAAGACAUGCUGGAGAGUGGGAAAUUGGCAAUUUUUACUGAUGAUAUCAAAAUGGACUCACAGAUGACAAAGCAGGCCCUGAACGAGAUUGAAACCCGGCACAAUGAGAUCAUCAAACUGGAAACCAGCAUCCGGGAGCUGCAUGACAUGUUUGUGGACAUGGCUAUGCUGGUGGAGAGCCAGGGUGAGAUGAUUGACCGCAUUGAAUACAAUGUUGAACACUCUGUUGACUACGUGGAAAGAGCCGUCUCUGACACCAAGAAAGCUGUAAAAUACCAGAGCAAGGCUCGGAGGAAGAAAAUUAUGAUUAUAAUUUGUUGUGUGGUUCUUGGUAUAGUACUGGCCUCCUCCAUUGGAGGCACGCUUGGGUUGUAAAUUAAAGCAAAAAAUAAUAAUAAUAUAAUAAUAAUAAUUUAAAAAUUGUACAUGCAGUGGAUAUAACAGCACAUGUUCCAGCUA